GGUCUCGUGACGCGGCCGUUUCCCGUUUGAGUCCGCCCCCACUCGCUCGUGCUCAGUCGAGAGGGGCAGCGGUCGUUCUUCCGUCGAUUAAAAAAGAAACAAACAUAGUUAUGUUAAAUUAAAUUGACAUUGAUGUCGAUGUAUGGAUCUGAAGUAAAAGAGAGACCCCUCGUUGCGACGGUGGUUGUGCAGAUGGAUUGACUUAAACCUGUAAGAUAAUGGAGGGAGCUGGCCACAGAGGAAGAUGGGACAAAAAAAACCCUAUUGGCACAAUACUGCUCCUCCUUAUGUGCAUGCUCAUCCCCACUCUGACAUUGUCAGAACCUCCAGAGGAGCAGAAGUGUCCAUAUGGGGACUAUCUCUCUGAAGAGGGAAUCUGUUGCAUCAAAUGCUCUCCAGGUACUAGGCUUGUAAAAAAUUGUAAUACAACGGGUCUGAGGAGCGACUGCUCACCCUGUCCUGAGAAACAAUACUCGGACCAGAUGAACUCCUUCCCCAACUGUUUCAGUUGCAGGCAGUGCAGAGCAAAGCAUGAAGAAAUGGUAGCGCCAUGUCAAAAAUACAAGAACACAGUUUGUCGCUGUUUGGCUGGUUUGUACAAGUCUCGCAUCGACUCAGAGACAUACGAGUGUCGCAGAUGUACAAAAUGUAAAGAGAAUGAAAAGGAAAAACAGACAUGUACGUCAGAGACAAACACUGUGUGUGAAUGUAGAGAGAACUACUACAGAGCCAAGGGCAAGUGUGAACCCUGCAAGAAGUGUACCGCUGAGUGCAGACAUCACUGCAUUACCCCCUCUACUCUGAAUACAAUAGCUUCUAAAACCGAUGACUAUCUUAUCAACAUAAUUGCUGGAGUUGUAGUUUUUGCUGUGUUAUUGCUAAUGCUGGUGGUUCUCAUCACCUACGUGGCCACAAAACGGUCUACGAAGAAGAAGUUGCUGAAACUGUCUACCCAACCAUCGGAUUUCUCCCCGGACUCAUGCGAGCAAGUCCUGAUUCACAGUGAGAAACCUUCAGACGACAUGAGUGUUACGGUUGUUCCCCAGAGUCCUGAGAGUGAACAGGAGCCAUCCAAUCUGCCCGACUGUGUCCCCCUGGAAAUCAAGAUCCCUGACCUGAUCUACACUGUGCUGGAUCUGGUUCCCGUGCUGCAGAUGAAGCAGCUGGUGCGGUUUCUCGGUGUGAAGGAUACAGAGAUCGAACAAGCAGAGAUGGAUCACCGAUCCUGCCGCGAGGCUCACUACCAGAUGCUGAGGGUGUGGGCAGAGACAGGGUCACGUGGAGGAGGUCGAGGUAGAAUGCUGCACUGGCCCUUGUUGCACGAGUUGUUGGACAAACUGAGAAAGAUACACCUGGGACAGGCAGCCGAGGAGCUGGAGACAAAGUACGGCAUUCAGUAAUUCAGCAACGUGUGCCAAACAAAGAGCUUAUGAAACCAAGUAUUGUUCUCUUUAGAGACUCACUCACGGGCAGCCUCAAAGCGCACAAACGGACACAGUGCUUCCACCAGCAGUUUUAUUUCACAGAAACCAGCGUCACUGAGCACUCUAACUCUCCAAUCACUCGCUGAGAAGACAGGAUCAAACUACUGAGAGCGACAGAGCUAAUGAUUCACGGAGGGAGAUUCAAAGAACUUAUAGCCAUGUUUUUUAAGGGAAUAAUAAGACAUUUGGGAACUAGCUUUUUGACUUUGUUGUACAGAGUUAGGUGAGAAGAUUGAUACCGCUCUUAUUUCUGUAUGGUAAAUAUGAACCUACAACCAGCAGCUGGUGAGCUUACCUUACCACAAAGACUAAAAUCAAGAAAACAGUUGGCCUGGCUUUGUCCCAAGGUAACAAAACCGGCCUACCAACACCUUCAAAGCUCACUAAUUUGUGUGUUUUGUCUUGUUUGUUUUAAAGUGUAAAAAUUCCAACUUGCUGUUUGCAGGGGGUUAUAUUCUGUAACACUGGACUACGUCUCGUCUGGGAACAGUAACUUCCUGGAGUCUCUGCUGGAUGCCUACUGCUCCUCUGGCUUACUCUCCAAGCUAAAAAGUGUAUAAACUAUUCUUUUAAGACCUUCGUGACUGCAGAGUUACAUACUGGAACUGUUUCUUGUUUCUGGGGGCAGUGAGUUAUAGAGGUGGAGGGGUCUUUGGAUAUAUUGGGGGAUUAAGAGGUCUUUCAUGAUUUCAUUCUGGACUGAACAUUGCAAAAAUUUUGUUUUCUGUUUGUUUUUUUUCAUUUUGGAGAAGUGCAAAAUCAAAUCCUGACUAUUCAGUCCGUGCCACAAGGUUAACUGGUAAUGUUUUAAUAGUAGUUCCUUGUUAGAUUGUUUUAAACAGUUCAAGUAUUCUUUGUUAAGAAUUUAUGGGAACAAAAACAAAACCAGGGAAGUUUGUAGUUCCUGGUGUAGACCAGAGCCCAGUCACUUCUCACAGGCUUUUCCCAGCCCCAUGUGCAUUCUUUUAAGCCCCAUCACACACACGCAUUAUUCAUUACGGUUAGAGAAAACAGAACACGCCUCGUCUCAGUCUGCCUCAGCCAAGUCCUCUUUUCUUAUACCAGUCUGGGCCUGCAGAUUCAGAUAUGAAUCAGUCACACUCAGAAAGACCGAUGACGUGUUAUUCCACUGCACUUUUAUCCUGUAUCAAACUGUAUUGUAUAUCUCAACGAUUCAUUGAGUCCACAGUCCAGUACAUAAAAUGUCUUGUGUUGAUAUCUGGACCUUAAAUAAAUGUAUCUUGGUAUCGCUA
Messenger RNA from Anarrhichthys ocellatus (wolf-eel), 2737 nucleotides. RefSeq names its product tumor necrosis factor receptor superfamily, member 1a (gene tnfrsf1a). Gene Ontology annotation, molecular function: tumor necrosis factor receptor activity; tumor necrosis factor binding. Gene Ontology annotation, cellular component: signaling receptor complex; membrane raft. The coding region runs from base 219 to 1400 and encodes 393 amino acids. The record is from RefSeq and is a predicted model, not a curated record. The transcript is spliced from 10 exons. Gene Ontology annotation, biological process: signal transduction; inflammatory response. NCBI's taxonomy places the organism in Eukaryota, Metazoa, Chordata, Actinopteri, Perciformes, Anarhichadidae.